AUGGGCAUCACGGCCGAAACCAUCGUCGCCAUCGUCGCGUUAUUGGUCAUGUGUGUCCCAACCUUACCCUUCCUCUGGCGAUUCCUGCGCAACAAGCGACUGUCCUCGACCGGCGGACAAGCAGCACAGUACCGCCAUCGCAACCGCAACCGGAGCAGCAGUCCUCUGGCUGAGCAACAACUUCAACGUCCUCCGUCUCUCUUCUUCACCCACGUGCCAUACGCAUACACCAGCGGAGCACACACACCGUCAACACGACUUCAAUAUGCCAGCACUGAGUGGGUCCACCACCACCACCAAGCCCACCUGUCGUUGCUAGAGAGUGGAAUGAUGUACACUACCACCAGCGCCCGCUUCGAGGAGAACAUCGUCCUUCGCUCGGGCUCUUGA
Fonsecaea nubica is the source of this 390-nucleotide messenger RNA. RefSeq lists its product as hypothetical. NCBI's taxonomy places the organism in Eukaryota, Fungi, Ascomycota, Eurotiomycetes, Chaetothyriales, Herpotrichiellaceae. The coding region runs from base 1 to 390 and encodes 129 amino acids. The transcript is spliced from 2 exons. The record is from RefSeq and is a predicted model, not a curated record.